Messenger RNA from Hyla sarda, 1457 nucleotides. RefSeq names its product protein unc-93 homolog A-like. Lineage: Eukaryota; Metazoa; Chordata; Amphibia; Anura; Hylidae. The transcript has 8 exons. The record is from RefSeq and is a predicted model, not a curated record. The coding region runs from base 1 to 1407 and encodes 468 amino acids.
AUGGAUUUAAAACACCUCAAGAAUAUCAUUAUUCUUUCUUCUGGAUUUCUUCUGCUUUCCACUGCAUAUGGAGGUCUCCAAACUAUACAGAGCAGCCUUAACCCUGAGAAAGGUCUUGGAGUCGCCUCACUGAGUGUGGUCUAUGGGUGUCUCAUCAUCUCUUCGCUGUUUCUUCCCCCGAUCGUUAUUAAGAAAAUUGGAUGCAAGUGGACACUUGUAAUAUCAAUGUGUUGCUAUGUCUCCUAUUCAGUUGGAAAUUUUAAACCAAACUGGUAUAGUUUAUUAAUCACCUCUGCAAUUUUAGGAAUUGGUGGAGGGCCACUAUGGGCAUCAAAAUGUACAUAUCUCACAGUAAGUGGAAUUCGACAUGCAGAAAAAACAGGGAAAGAUAAAAUGGAUGUUGUGAACCAAUACUUUGGAGUAUUCUUCUUAAUUUAUCAGACAUCAGGCAUUUGGGGAAAUCUAAUUUCAUCCCUUGUGCUUCAGCAGAGUCCUAGUAAAGUGAUAGAUGAAAAUGCUACUUAUUUACAUUGUGGGGCUAAUAACUGUCCAAUACUUUCUGCGGGGCCAAGCAACUCUACAAGUUCAUCUCCUGGUAUAGCAGACAAUAUACGUUACACGUUAAUGGGCAUUUAUACCGGGUGUGGAGUGCUUGCUGUCCUGCUUAUUGCAAUUCUAUUAGAACAGAUUGAUUUAAAAGACCAAAAGAAUGAAGGCGAAGCAAAUGAUUCAACCUGCAAAACAUUACUAGGCACAAUACGUCAACUUAAGGAUAUACGACAGUGUCUCCUUAUACCUUUAACCAUGUUCAGUGGCUUCCAGCAAGGAUUCCUCUCCAGUGACUACACAAAGGCAUAUGUUUCUUGCACACUGGGAAUACAUUUUGUAGGAUACGUCAUGAUUUGCUUUGGAGCUACAAAUGCCAUUGGCUCUAUGUUGUUUGGAAAACUUUCCCAAUACACUGGACGAAUUGCCCUUUUUAUGCUUGCUGCUGCUACAAGUGCCUCAUGUAUAACGGCACUACUGCUCUGGAGACCAAAUCCUAACCAAUUUGCAGUGUUUUUCAUUUUUCCUGCUUUAUGGAGCAUAUCUGAUGCUAUCUGUCAGACUCUUCUAGGUGCUCUUUAUGGAGUUUUAUUUGAUGAUCACAAAGAAGCAGCUUUUGCCAAUUACCGUGUCUGGGAAUCUCUUGGCUUUGUCAUUGCAUUCGCAUACAGCAACCUUUUGUGUGUUUCUGUAAAGCUUUAUAUAGUACUUUCUGUCAUGUUGCUUGGAAUGAUUCUUUAUUUGGUUGUUGAAUGCUUGGAAUACAAAAAAAGGUCUAAGGAUGACCAGAACACUAGCGAGAUGACAAAUGAAAAUACCAGCAUAGAGUUAACAGAACAGACACAAAAAAAUGCACAAUAAAUAAUAUUGCAGAUUUCACUGACCUCAGUUUGUAAAUCAUAACAUUUCAG